AUGACUGUCCCCAACGGAAACGGCAAGAGCACCUUCCUCUUCACCUCAGAGUCGGUUGGCGAGGGUCAUCCGGAUAAGAUCUGCGAUCAAGUCUCGGACGCCAUCCUCGAUGCCUGCCUCAAGGAGGACCCCCUCUCCAAGGUCGCUUGCGAGACCGCAGCCAAGACCGGUAUGAUCAUGGUCUUCGGUGAGAUUACCACCAAGGCCCACCUCGACUACCAGAAAAUCAUUCGUGGUGCCAUCAAAGACAUCGGUUACGACUCCUCCGAGAAGGGCUUCGACUACAAGACAUGCAACGUCCUCGUUGCUAUUGAGCAGCAAUCGCCCGACAUUGCUCAGGGUCUCCACUACGAGGAGGCACUCGAGAAGCUCGGUGCUGGUGACCAGGGUAUCAUGUUCGGAUAUGCCACCGACGAGACUCCCGAGCUCCUUCCUCUGACCGUCCUCCUCUCCCACAAGCUGAACUCGGCCAUGACCAAGGCCCGCAAGGAUGGUACUCUGCCAUGGCUGCGACCCGACACCAAGACUCAGGUCACUGUCGAGUACGCCCACGAUGGCGGUGCCGUCGUCCCUCUCCGUGUUGACACCGUCGUUGUCUCUGCCCAGCACAGCGAGGACAUCACUACCGAGAAGCUCCGUGAGGAGAUCAAGGAGAAGAUCAUUAAGCAGGUCAUCCCCGAGAAGAUGCUUGAUGACAAGACCGUCUACCACAUUCAACCUUCCGGUCUUUUCAUCAUCGGUGGUCCCCAGGGUGACGCAGGUCUUACUGGACGUAAGAUCAUCGUUGACACCUACGGUGGUUGGGGUGCCCACGGUGGUGGUGCUUUCUCCGGAAAGGACUACUCCAAGGUCGACCGUUCCGCUGCCUACCUUGCGCGCUGGAUCGCCAAGUCGCUCGUGAACGCCAAGCUGGCCCGCCGCGCACUCGUGCAGCUGUCAUACGCCAUCGGUGUCGCCGAGCCCCUCUCUCUCUUCGUUGAGACAUACGGUACCUCCGACAAGUCCUCGGACGAGCUCGUCGAGAUUGUCAAGAACAACUUCGACCUCCGCCCCGGUGUCAUUGUCAAGGAGCUUAACCUCAUCAACCCCAUCUACUUCCAGACCGCUAAGAACGGUCACUUCACCAACCAGGAAUUCACCUGGGAGAAGCCCAAGGAGCUCAAGUUCUAA
This is a messenger RNA of Alternaria burnsii, 1170 nucleotides long. RefSeq names its product methionine adenosyltransferase. Bases 1 to 1170 code for a protein of 389 amino acids. NCBI's taxonomy places the organism in Eukaryota, Fungi, Ascomycota, Dothideomycetes, Pleosporales, Pleosporaceae. Gene Ontology annotation, biological process: S-adenosylmethionine biosynthetic process. The record is from RefSeq and is a predicted model, not a curated record. Gene Ontology annotation, molecular function: ATP binding; methionine adenosyltransferase activity. The transcript has 5 exons. Gene Ontology annotation, cellular component: cytosol.